GCACUUUGCAAUAGCAUAUUUUGAAAAAAACCUUUUAUUUCAAAUUGCGCGCCAUUAAUAUCGAAUGUGGCGUGGCUCUGUAGCCCACGUACGAAAUAAUAGACACUGUUUUUAGUGAUUCCCUUCUCCAAACCCUUUGAUUUCCUGGUGCAAAAUUUUGUUCAGUUAUAAUUAUUUUUAAAUUUGUAUUUGAAUAAUGAGUGAAUUCGAAACUGACGAUACUUUUGUCGUAAUAAAAAACAUUGCAAAUGUGUGCAGAAUAUGUUUGGAAGAGAGCGCCCACAUGAUAAGUAUUCACAACACCGAAAACGAACUCCAGAAGUCGGUAACCGAAAUGAUCACCAUCUGCAUGACGAUUAAGCUGGAGGAACGUGAACUAUUUCCAGAAUUGGUGUGCAACAUUUGUAGGGAUGAAAUAAUUCUCGCAACCAAACUUCACAUGAAGUUUACCAAGUCACAAUCGUUCUUAUAUGAGCAUGUUGCCAAUUUGCAAGUCGCGGAAAUGAAGGUGGAUGAAAUUGUUAUAAUAAAUACAAUAUCCGAGAUUAAGAAGGAACCUGGUGAACCAUUUAUUGUAGAAAAUAGUGAGAAAUCUGAAAAAAGUGGCACGACUUUGGAGAAAGUAGAUCAUAUAAAAGGGCCAAUUGGUGGUUUUAAACAAGCUGACAAAACUGUUCUUUGUACUGUAUGUAACGUGAGAGUUCCACCUGCGAAUAUCAAAGCUCAUCUUUCAAAGCACUCAAAAGUGCUUGAGUGCCCCAUGUGCUGUCGAACCUUUGCAAAUAACUUUAAUUUACGUCGUCAUAUGUACACUCAUACAAAUCAAACACCGUUCGAGUGUGGUUUAUGUGGCAUACAAUUCUCCCGAAAAGAUAAUUUAGUGAAGCACAUACAAUAUCAUUCACUAGUAGGCAAUGUGUGUACAAAUUGUGGGCAAAAGUUCGAAAGUCUUGUAACACUUCAGCAACAUGUUAGUGACAAAUCAAAUUGCCAAGUGACAAAAUUCAAACGUCUCUUGUCUUGUGAUGUAUGCUUUAAAACAUUUGGUUUAGUGAGUAGUCUAAAUACGCACAAAUUGUUACACACACCUAAUACCGUCAUCUGCCAACAUUGUGGGAAUCCAUAUCCCAACGAAAAAAAGUUAAAGUCUCACAUAGAGAAAGUGCAUCAGAAAGAAAAUGAAAGACUAUUUCUCUGUAAUGUUUGUGCUAAGCAAUAUAAAAGUAAAGUCGCUUUAGAUACGCAUAUGGCAACUCAUGAAGAUGCUGACAAAAAAUAUGAGUGUAAAGUUUGUGAAAAACGUUUCGCGCAAGCUAGCUCACUAAGUGUUCAUCAUAUUAUUCACACAGACGAAAAACCAUAUGUUUGCCACAUUUGUUCCAGGGGGUUUAAUAAAUCCUGCAAUUUAUACAGGCACAUACGAACUCACAGUGAUAAUCGACCACAUCAAUGUAACUAUUGCAAAAAAACAUUUCGAUUUCUAGAAUCACUUACUAUUCACAUUAGGACGCAUACCGGUGAGAAACCGUUUGCCUGCCUAAAAUGUGAUAAACGAUUUGCAGAUAGGAGCACACUAUGCAAACAUAAAAAACUGCACCUAAAGACGGAUGAAUUAGAUUCAUAAGGUUCAAAAUUAUUCAUUUUUGUUGUUAAUUUUGGUAAUUUAAUAUAUUUGCAUUUAAGUUCACUUUAAUGUUGGUAAAUAUAUUUUUUGCUAUAUUA
Messenger RNA from Photinus pyralis (common eastern firefly), 1722 nucleotides. RefSeq names its product zinc finger protein OZF-like. Gene Ontology annotation, cellular component: nucleus. Gene Ontology annotation, molecular function: zinc ion binding. The coding region runs from base 197 to 1624 and encodes 475 amino acids. NCBI's taxonomy places the organism in Eukaryota, Metazoa, Arthropoda, Insecta, Coleoptera, Lampyridae. The record is from RefSeq and is a predicted model, not a curated record. The transcript has 2 exons.